CGCAGCCCUUCCGGAGGAGGAGACGACGGCCUCACCCAGCGCCCGACACCGAGGACACCCGCACCAUGAUCCAGAGGCAGCUCAACCGGAUGCGGCAGCAACUGGCCCCCCACGGCCCCAACAGAUCACAAGAUGUCACCGAUCUCCUGACUGAGGAUCUACUGCCUGCGGAUCAGCAGGUGGACAUUAUGAAGCGAACAGCUCAUCUUGUUGGAAAGCGUCUGGCAAAUUGUAUGCAAAGUCCAGCAAGCUCAGACAUGGAGAAGAAACUGAAGAAACUCGCCCUGAUGUCUCUGUCUUUAGCUAUGGCCGACUGUAUGAAGGAAAUAGACAGCGAGUCAAGUCUUAGGAGGACGCUGGAGAUGGGCUGCUGUGUGGAGGGUUCUCUGGCCCAGGCUCUGGCCGAGUAUGAAAUGAACAUGGAAAGAGAUGUGCUGCAGCCACUGAGCAAGUUAAGUGAGGAAGAACUACCCACAAUUGUAAAACACAGGAAACAGCUACAAAAACUCCUGACGGACUGGAACAAUGCAAGAACGAGGUUGCUUCAACUCCAGAAGAAUAUGUCCAACAACCCUGGAGGCAGUAGCGUAGUUACUGCUCCCAAGCUGGAGAGUCUGAAAGAGGAAGAAGAGGAGCUGAAGAGGAGACUGGACCAGAGCAAGGAUGAUUAUUUAUCUGAUCUAUAUCAGUUCGUCUCCAAGGAGUCGGAGUAUGAAAGCUACUUUGUUCGGGUGAGUGUCCUGACAAUCCAGGAGGCCUGCUCCUAUUAUAACAUUACUCAACUUUACAGCAUUUUCCAGGACACCCCCCCCCCCUCCCCCUCCUUCUCCUUCCUGUCAACUAGGACAAUCCCCCAAAUCACAUGCUGUCAUUUAUAA
Messenger RNA from Bufo gargarizans (Asiatic toad), 878 nucleotides. RefSeq names its product SH3 domain-binding protein 1-like. NCBI's taxonomy places the organism in Eukaryota, Metazoa, Chordata, Amphibia, Anura, Bufonidae. Gene Ontology annotation, molecular function: protein binding; GTPase activator activity. Gene Ontology annotation, biological process: regulation of actin cytoskeleton organization; positive regulation of GTPase activity; regulation of Rac protein signal transduction. The transcript is spliced from 8 exons. Gene Ontology annotation, cellular component: cytosol; cytoplasm; intracellular anatomical structure. The record is from RefSeq and is a predicted model, not a curated record. Bases 66 to 878 code for a protein of 270 amino acids.